Molecule: messenger RNA, 887 nt
Organism: Camellia sinensis
Lineage: Eukaryota; Viridiplantae; Streptophyta; Magnoliopsida; Ericales; Theaceae
Biological process (GO): microtubule-based process
Cellular component (GO): cytoplasmic dynein complex
Molecular function (GO): dynein intermediate chain binding
Source: RefSeq, a predicted model, not a curated record
CCAAAUAAUAAUUAGCCUCCACACAUUAUAUAUUUUGUGCCCGAACCAUACAACACUUACCCACCAAAGUUCAAUACUCCAAGCCAUGGAACCCCAAAAGAAAGGAAUCAUGUAUGUUUUCAAGCUACCCACUGGAAAUCCAAAGCCGGAGGCCGACCAACCGGUGGUGACAAAGAAGGCGGUGUCAUGGGGUUAUUGGGGGCUUAGAAAAUCAAAAAAUUACCGGGAAAAUGAGCAUGGUGGUGGUGGCCAGAGGGCAGUAGAAGGUGGAAGAGAGAUCGUUGAGGGAAGAAAAUCAGUGUCCAUUGAGGCAAGAAAAUCGGUGUCCAUUGAGGCAAGGAAAUCAGUGUCCAUUGGGGCAAGAAAAUCGGUGUCCAUUGAGGCAAGGAAAUCAGUGUCACACGUAGAAACGACCAAUGUGGCGGCGGCCGCAGCGUUUCUACAGGUUAAGGUUCUUGUGACUGACAUGCCGGGGUUCAUGCAGGUGCAAGCUUUCAGAUGUGCAAGGAGAACAUAUGAUAGUUUAGAGAAGUUCAGCUCUAAGCACAUGGCUUACAACAUGAAAAAGGAAUUUGACAAGGUGUAUGGGCCAGCAUGGCACUGCAUUGUGGGCUCAAGUUUUGGUUCCUUUGUGACCCAUUCCACAGGGUGCUUUCUUUAUUUUUCAAUGGAGAAACUUUACAUUUUAAUAUUUAAAACAAAAGUUCAAAGAGCUUUGGAUUGAGUAAAACAAUAGUCUUUUAAUUUGAACGGUUCCACCACUGUAAAAGAUAUUAUUAUUUUUCAAAUUUGAUAUUUAUCAUUUCCAUUUCCUUUCUUCUUUUUACUGGUUAAUUAUCUGUUUUCCAAGCUUGUAAAUGUAAUUGAAAAGCACAUCAAAGUAUUUA